UUCGUCAUCGGAGCUCGAUUGUCGCAGCAUCGGCUCGGUCGCAUUGUGAAGAGUGUCUCGCGCCGGUGCAUCUCGAGUCGUCUGAUGCUUGUAAUCGCGAGUAAUUAGUGAUUCGACGGAUUGAGAGAGUGUCGCGUGUGUCGCGUGGUGAUUGACAGAAUUCGCCGGAGCAUGCGACAGUAAGGACUUAUCGACCCCAGCAACGUGCAUGUUUAUCGCCGGACGAUGGCUGGACUACGCUACGCUUGCCGGCUCUUCGUCAUCCUGGAAUACCUGUCGGUCGUUCUGGUGUUCGCCCAGAACCCCGUGGAGGAGAAGACCACCUUCGAGGCUGCUUUCCAAGGAAGAUGCGGGCAUGGAUCGCCGUGCGAGCAGCUCUGCUACGAACUCCACGACGGCAUGUACGAGUGCGACUGCAGAGACGGCUACAUACUUCAUAAAAAUGGAUACAGCUGCGCCGAGCUCAACUCGACAUCCCCGUCCACGAGCGAGCUCGGCGAAUUCGCCGACGAGGCCGAGAGCGACGAAGCGAAUGCGGACAACGUGGAUGACGAAGACGCGGUCGAAGACAUCCUUUAUAUGCGCGGUGCCACCUUCACGAUACAUCUGGACGCCCCGGCCGAGAAUUCCACGGCGAACGCGACGAAGAUAAACGAGGAGAGCGGCGGGGAUCGGAUCGAGCUGCGCGCCACGUCUCAGGGUCCAAAUCUGGAGCAAAAACUGCCAUCUACGAUGGAGAGCAUUGUGAGCACCGAGCCAGCGUGUUCCUUGGACUGCGGACCGGCUGGAAAUUGCUAUAUCGAACAAUCUCGCGGAGAUGAGGUUGAUGUCGUGAUCGAGGACGACGACGACGACGACGACGCCGUGGACCUCGAGGGCAAUACCGUGAACUUUAGACGAAAGCAAGAAACGUACAGACAGAGAUGCCAGUGUCCUCUCGGAAGGGGUGGGGAUCGUUGUCAGCUUGAGGCUGAAGUGAGAUCACCACGUUUCACUGGAUCAGGCUGGCUGGCUUUUCCCGCCUUAAGAGCCGCUUACAAACACGUCCAAUUAGAAUUGGAAUUUCGGCCCGAAGCGUGGGACGGAGUGCUCCUCCUGGCCGGAGAACGGGACGAUCUUCAGGGAGACUUUAUGGCUCUGAUACUGCAUCACGGGUUUAUCGAAUUCAGGUUCGACUGCGGCAGUGGCGUGGGCACUGUGAGGAGCACGGAAACGGUGAAGCUGAACGAGUGGAAUACCCUGAGUGUCUACAGACAUCGAUGGGACGCCUGGAUCCAGUUGAAUCAGGAGAAGAGGGUGGAGGGACGAUCGAAGGGUUUGUUCUCGAGAAUUACGUUCCGCGAGCCACUCUUCGUCGGCGGGCCAGGAAAUACGACCGGUUUGGAGCGACUUCCGGUGAGGACCGGAUUUAAGGGUUGCAUCCGGCAUUUGGAGGCGAACGAGCACCACUAUCGCUUUCCAUUGGCACCACAGGGCGACGCCGCGAACGGAUUCGACGUCGAGGAGUGUACGGCCGACAGGUGCAGCAAGGUGCCAUGUUCCCACGGUGGAAAAUGCCUGACGACCGGAGGCGACACGGCUGUCUGUCUCUGCCCGCUCGGCUACACGGGCGAUCUCUGCGAGACUCGGGUGGACCUGCAGGUUCCAUCCUUCAACGGAUCCUCUUACCUACGUUAUCCGGGAUUGGCGGACACGUCGCUGUCGUGGCUGGAAUUGUCCGUCACGUUGAAACCGACCGCGUCGGAUGGCGUGAUACUCUACAACGGCCAUCACAGCGACGCCACCGGUGACUUUAUUGCGCUCUAUCUGUCCUCGGGGCACGUGCAGUUCACCUUCGACCUCGGAACAGGACCUGCCACUUUGAGAAGCGAAAAUCCAAUUCGUCUCGGCAAAUGGGUCGAAGUUCGGGUAUCCAGGACAGGUCGUUUGGCAUCCUUAGAAGUUGAAGAUGAUCCGGCCCAGGAAAUCUUGGCGCCCGGAGCGUUCACGCAAUUAUCCUUACCGUUGAACCUUUACUUGGGCGGCGCGCCGUCGUCCGACAUGUACUCGCCAAAGAUGAAAACUACGGCCAGCUUCGUCGGCUGCAUUCAGACGAUCGUGCUGAAUAAUCGCGAGGUGGGCAUUCUAGCUGAAGCACUGGGCGGAGUGAACGUGGGCAAUUGCGGGCACGCGUGCGAAGCCAGACCCUGCGGCGAUGCGGAGUGCCGGCCUCUUCGCGAGCGAUUUACUUGCCGCUGCCGCCCGGGCGUACCGCAUCCCUGUCCGGCGCCAGACGAUUAUACACCGCUGGUUCCGCCACCGGUGAGAACUAACAGCGCCGUGACAUCAGUGAGAUACGAGAGGGCUGUACCCAGUUUCACCGGCAGUGAGAGCUAUCUACAUUAUAACGACGCCGACACAAUGAAAAGGAUAAUCAGCUAUAGGGUGGACAUCAACAUGAGAUUCCGCGCGAGCAGCAGCAGCGGCUUGCUACUGUGGAGCGGCCGCCAGUCGGAUCCUCAGGAACAAAGGGACGAGAAUGACGAUUUUCUCGCCCUCGGCCUGGAUCACGGCUACCUCACUCUCGCGUAUAAUUUGGGUUCCGGUGAGGCCGUGCUGCGGUACAAUCUCACGCGAUUGGAUGACGAUCUGUGGCAUCGCAUCAGGGCCGUUAGAAACGAGCAAUGGGCGUCUCUCGUGGUGGAUAGCGGUACCGGUGUCUCAGCCUCCUCCCCGGGGCAGCUGAGACAAUUGAACACUGAUACUGGUCUUUAUGUUGGCGGUGCACCGGACAUCGUGAGGACGACGGGCGGCCGGUACACGAAGGGUAUCGUGGGUUGCAUCAGCGACCUCGUGCUGGACUCGGACUUCUCCGUCGCCCUGUCGUCGCCCGCGCAGGCGACCAACACGCACUCGUGCAUCCCCUGAAAGAAAGAUAUCCGUGCCGUCCGACGUGAGGUGGUGUUGUCGGGUCCAUCCCGAAGCUAGGAUAUGAAAAAUUUAAGGAUAACGAAUCACACACACACACAUACACACACAGGACACCGCGGCGUUGUGUAGCCGCGGUAUAGAGUGCUCCACACGAAAGUGCAUCUGUGUCUCUCGUGCGACCGUGUGUAAAUCUGCGCGCGCGCGCGGUUCAUCAUUUUUGUACAGACUCAUCCUUCCACAGGUGGAACUCUCGAGAUGAAAAGGGAUCGAGCGGUUCGACAAACCGACCAUCGUCGUGCGCGGCCAUCGAGUGGUAGACGGCUUCACUGUAAAUAUUACUAGGGCGAUCCGAGAUACCUAUCGCGGAGAUGUCUAUCGCUUGCCUCGCGGCAUUGAUCCUUGGCGCUGCGACUUCCUGGCGAUCCUGAUGGGUCGAUCGUAGAAUAAGGUUCACUCAAGUUCUAUCGGACAAAUGAGACGACGAAAUGAUUUUUCAACGACGACAUAAUACGUAGUAGUAUCGUAUAAAUCAUAAAUAGAAAGGUAAGUAUUUGAUCGGGAAUCGUCGUCACAAUUGUAACUCACAAUUUAUUUCAUUGUCUGAUUUAUUCAAGAGUCACGGUUGCUCCGCUUAAGUAUGCUUUUCGAGACUUUUCAAGAAUUCAUAAGAUUUUUUUAUACAAAAAUAUAAUUAGGAAUUAAAUAUAUAAUUGGUAAAUAUUCAAUGCAGUGCAAAAAAAUAGCAUCUAUUUCUGAUGAAAAUUUUUGCGAAUUUACACGACAAAGUAACGCUUCAAUAUACUAAAAUAUACUAAAAUCGAUUAAAAUAAAUAGACGUGACACGUUUUUCUUUUUCGUUUUAGCGUGCUUAAAUAAUUAUUACUAAGUAAUUAUUCUUUAAAGUUAACGAGAUAAAAAUGUUCGCGUCAGUCUGCAAUCGCCGGUAGCUUUGAACUUAUUCUUUUCUCGCUUUAUUAAGUCUCGCUAUUGGAAAUGUUAUUAAGAGUCGAACGGAAGUACGAAGUAAACGUAAAUCGCACGAAGAAAUAGAGAAAGUCGUUCAUUAUAUGCAGCUUUCAACAUAAUUCAUUAAUUAAGUAAAAUUAAUUGAUUAAUGUCGUGCUAUUCUGCGCGAAAAUUGCGAGAAGGACUUCUUUAAUUUAUAGCACUGUCCGUUUUUACAGAAUUGCAGUCAAACUGAUGCUAACUGUGCUACUUUUUAAUCGAGUUUCGCAAAUUCAAGACUGCUGAAAUUAAAUAUUAAAAAUUGUCGCAAUUUUUUUCAUUGUUUCGCGAGAAAAUAAUAUCGUGGUAAAUUAUACACUCUUUGCAAUCGUGUCUGUUUCUAAAUUGUGCCGAGAGAUAAGCUAAAACGCAUCGGUUAGUAUUAAAAUUGGCGGCAAUUACGUUCAUUUUCGUCCCGUGCCCGGAAAAGUGAAACGCGUCGAAAUCAAACUGAAAGUUUCGCCCAGCGUCCAUAAUUAAACCGCCGCACUAUUAAUAAUUUUAACUUUGCCCAUAUAUAUCUGUGUAUUAAUAGUCGCCUCGCGCGGAAAUUGUUUUGUAAUUAAAUUCGCGCAGAUUAGAUUUUUGUUCGCAAUAUAAUAUACAGUAAUAACAAUGUCUAUUACGGCGAUAGUGGAGCCGAUAAAGCGACAAGAGUGCGUUAUAGUCUGACAAUUCUGCAAAAUAGGAUUUCAUCUGAAAACUAAUUCUGCAACAAAGCUUAAAUUACACGGGGCGCGCGAUAAUAAGAGAAUUCCCGCGGGAAUGUGUGUGGCGCAUUCGAGGGAAAUGGAAGUCGUCGCACCAGGACAAUGUUCGGCCGGAUAUAAAAUUCGACGGAGCGCGUCUCGAAGACGGCUUUCGGCCUAAUAAGAUAAAAAGUAUGUAGAGAAAAUGCAACCCCUCCGCGUCAAUUUUGAUUAUUCCCUCCGACCGGAUGUUACCUUCGACACGAGGUGUCGUUAUUUUCGAUCCUCACGAGUUUAAAGCGUCCGAGAUUAUUGAGGAAUCCGGAGCGGCGCUGGAUGAAAUCUCGAUUAGAGUGGCGAAAUUGAAGAGGAAAGCGUGACAGAGAAAUGAAUGUUUCUUGAAAAUGAGAAUUUUACAAUAUAUGGAAUUAAUUGAUCUAGUAAUAAUAAACUUAAUACAAUUGUUAUCACAUGCAUAUAAAAUAACUUACGUUGUUUUAAUAUUUUUCAUACAAUUUUUUAUAUACUUUUUCCAAGUAUUUUUUUAAUAAUGCUUUAAAAUUGAUUUGCUGUUAAGAGAAACAGAAGCGGCGUUGCAAAAUGCUACGUAAAUAUAUUAUUAAAAAAAAUAGUAUCACUAACGUAACGCUAGAUAUCAUUCAGCGUCGAUCCGGACGGCGUGUGCUCGUUACUCCUACGAAUCACUGCGUACCGCAACUUUUCUAAUGCUCUUAGGACUUAUCACGCUCUUUUUCUAGCAGCUAAGUCACAAGCGCAGCCACGAGCACGAGUUUUAGUUCUACGACGAUAUCGAAGUUAACAUUGUGAUCGAUACGAGUAACUACUAAGAAAAAUAGGAGAGAGCUAUGCCAUGGACCAAACACUAACAACCUUUAUCGUGUCUAUUCUAACGGGAAUACAUGAUACGCAAAAUGCAAACCGCGUGCAAAGUGCAUAUCCUGAUGAUAAUACGGGACUUGCGUCCCUUCGUGAGCGAUUUCGUUCAGCGUUGGACGAAUUUUGCGAAUGAUUUGUGAGUCUUCACCGUUUCGUUCCUAUAAUUGCAAUAUCUCGAAGAUUUGAAGAUUAUAAUUGCAGCAAUAAGUAUCUUUAUGCGAGAACUUGUCGUUUUAUGUUAGCAGAAUAAUUUUAUCUCUAGUCACUAAAAAUAAGACAGCAAUUCAAGUUAUUGUUAGCGUGUUCGCGCCGAGAGAAAUACACGGUUCAUUGAAUUUCUUAUAUUAUUUUAGUGGCGAAAAGCCACGGCUUGUUUAGCAAUUAUUAUAAUUGUAUAAUAAAAGUAAUUCUGUCAGACUUUGCGUUGUUAGAGAUAAGUUGCCGUUUCAACGGAAAUAUCGUUUGUAAUAACUGUCGUGACGUCAAUUUUCCGUUCCGCGAUAAUUAAUUUUACGUACGACGUUCAGUGACUUGUUCGACGAAGAGGGCCGCGGGAAGGAGAGGAUAACGAUGACACUUUUACAUAUACGUAUAAAAAGAAAAAAAGAGGAAGACAAAUGAUAUCUUUGUUAUGCAGAUGUUCGUCGCAUAUUUUUUUAUCUUCAUAGAGCGUUUCACUCCAUGAACACAAUUUAGCAUUACCGGUCGGAAAAUCCCAGGUGUCAAUACCUAUACACGUGUCCUAUCUCCACGGGAGAGAAAGCGGAGAAGGCGAAAAAAAAAGAAGUGAAACGGAAAAUGAGAUAAAGUAAACGUAAGGUAUAACAGUGAUCGAUGAACUUCGCUUUUGUCAUCGCACGAAAAAAAAAAAAAAAUGAUUUUAAAAAUGACCUACUCGAACACACACAUCAUAAAAGCAAUCGGCUAUAGUCAAUUUUGUACGGAUGUUAUUUUCGGGACUAAAUAUAAUAAUAUAUCAAAGGUGAGUGGUAGUCGCGUAGAAAGUGUAAUAAUAUUACAAUUUAAAUGAUUGUACGUUGAGAAUUAGGAGGCGGAUAAUUAUCGUCCUCAUUAACCCUCUCACGCUCGAGCUUUUGCAAAAAGUAAAGAAAUCAAAGCACUCGCGAUUCAGCGAACGAUUCCUUAUAAAGGAACAUUAUUUCAUGAAAUAAUUUUAUGCAAUAUUGUGCCGCGCUUGAUUGAAACAGGAAGAAAAAAAAACAUUCAAAGUGUCUCAGCUUUUUCAGAUUAAUUGUUAUUAUUUAACGUUCAAUAUCUUUGUCUCUAGAGCGAGCAUCUUCGCGCGUGGUGAAGGGCGUCGCGUGGGAGGAUUAAGGGCACUUUUUCUAGCGUAAUUCAAUGUACAAUAUCUCGCGUAAGUAUGCAUUGAGUGACUCGAGGCUUCUGUGCUCGUACGUUGAAAUCGUUUUGUAUAGCAGGCAUGAACCCUGUCCCCGUCGCACUCGCAAGUGUACGCGAGUGUGGUAUUCAUAACGCGAGGAAUUCCUCGAGAAGUCCAAGUAUGUUCCGUUCAUUUUGUAAUUGCUAACACAUUCAACACGGAAAUAUGGUUCCUGGACGCAUUCCACCAAGUGCCGUCGGGAUUGCUCGAAGUGUGCAACGUAUUCGAAUAUUCGAUAAUAAUGUUCCAGCUGGUAAUUAUUCCGAAAUGGGAUUUCUCGAGUAUAUUCCGCAUGCUUGAUUUGCGAAUAUUCGGAUCGAUAAUUAUUCUAUUAAUCCAGCGACGAACUCUUACGGCGAUUAACAUUUAAUUGCACGGUGUACGUGUUUUGUAACAAAGCGAUUAUUAAAUUACGAUUUAACCGCGGAUUCCAUUGAAUUAAAUAUCGGAAUUACUCUUCUCAGGUCGGGGGAUUAAAGAUUCCGCAGUAUUAUGCAAGAAUUGAAGUUUUUUUUUUCGAGUAUUCGAGUACCGAGUCGCUCAAAAAUACCACGGCAAAUCUAAUUCUAACACCAACGUAUGUUAGUAGACCGAAGCUUUAAUUAAUUAGAGCUUGGCCUUCGCGCUUGUUGUUUCGAAUUUUCAUACACACACACAAUCGUGCAUUUUCUAUUCGAAGAUCAAAAAAGAAAGUUUCAUAUCCUUUAUAAAUAUAAAUAUAAGAACGAGCGAUCCUUCGAUAAAGGCCUUUGAACGAUGGCGAAAAAUCUAACGUGAUCGGGACUCUCCGUUUCAGAAUUCAAAUGCGCUUUAUCGAGCUAGAGCUAGGAACUGUCACUUUAAACUGCAACAAUUUUAUUUGCAAAUUAGAACAAUUUUUGCGGAGAUGAAACCAAUCGAUAAAUCAAACAUCAAUUAUUUGCUUCAUAAAUCAAAUUCAUUAUUUCCUCGCAGAAUGUGAUCCGGAUUUACGUGCAAUACAUCAUAAAAUGAGUUAAUGAAACUUUCUAAAAUUAACAAAAAUAUUUGCAUAAUUGCAAGCAAUGUGUGCAAUACUUAUAAACAAAUAGUAUGUGUUAUCUUUGAUAAGACGUACUUAAUUGCUUAUGAGCAUUACCUAAAAAAAUAAUAUAUUAAUUAUACGUUAUCCAAAUAAUUAUAUGUAAUUACAUAUUAUUUAUUUAUUUUAUAAAUUAGGGUUGAAUUGAUACAAUCGAAUUGAUUAAAGUAAAGUAUAUAAAAAAUUAGUUGAUAAUAUUCGGCUAAUCGCUAAUAAUUAUAUGAUGUGUUUUUCUACUGAGUGUUAAAUCAUAAAAAAUCAAAGUCGAUUGGAAGAGCUUAGAUUAGAAAAAACGGCGUCGCUUUUCUCGAAUCGGCGUUCUGUCUAUCAUAGAGAAAAAGAGAAACGCGAUAGAAAAUCGAUUUCGAACAGGCGAGAAAAAUCAUUCGCUCAAGGCGAUGAUUGUUCACGUCGAUUCGAUUUUAGAAAAAAAAAAUGCUGUUAGAUGUGCGCCUUUAAUUUCGAGCACCGUACAAGCACUUAAACAUCGAAGUUGUUUGUUAUUAUUUCAUAUGUACAGAGUAAGCUAUUUAAACGAGGACGUCUCUCGUCGUUAACGUGAAAUAAAAAUAUUGCAAAUAAAAUGGAAAUUUGCGAGAAACUUUGGAAAACCACAAACAGGAAUUGACAUUCGAAAUUAAUGGUCUCGUACAAAUAACUUGCUCUGCCCUCCCUCGAUGUAAUCCUACGUAAAAAUAGUUUACCUGUGAAAUUCUACGAAUUUCAACCCUUUCGCCACUUUUUUGAUUGAACUUUCGUUCAAGCAUUGAACGACGAAUGAAUUUUUAUGCUCUGAAAUUUUAUGUUAUUCGUGUAGGAUCACAAUUAGUAUUAUUCAUACUUAAAAUAUGUGUAAUUAUACGAAAACAUCAAGGCGAUUUCUAAAAUCGCCUAGGAUGAUAAAGGUGAACCGAUGCGAAUUUUCGCGAAUUAUUUAUAAGUCUGUGAAUUUCGUCUGUUGUUUGCGUAAGUCUGUGCGAAGCACUUAAAUUUAAUCAACAAAUUCCACCACACCUUCGUUUUAUAUAUCGAUAAUGCUUUACGAUAAUUUCGGACACGCGCGAAAUCACUUUCAUCAGCUGACGCAUCGCGAAAGGGUUGAGCGUGAUCACAAACAUUUUAGGGAGAGAUUCUUUUUCUUUUCUUUUAGCGGCUCGGAAUGAUAUUCGACAAUUAAGCACGCGUAAUAAGGCUGAUGCGUAUGUAUUUACAUCAUAUCCACUUAAGUCUAAUGCAAAUCGCUGGAUAUCACACCUCAAGACAACAAAAAAAAAAGGGGAGAAGAAAUAAGCGGGAAGAAGCACUAUAUUGAAAAAGAAAAAAAAUAUCAAUACAUAUUAAUAUAUAAUAGAUAUUAUAUUAUUACUAAAUAUUAUAUUAAUAUAUGAUGCUAUAUAUAUAUUAACUAUUUCUAUUAUGUCCGUCUGCAAAGUCUAUUAGAAGAGUCUAUCCUGUCGACCUAUUCUUACGACCCAUGUGGAUCUCCUCGGAUAUAUGUAUAUGUACAUACAUGUGUGUGUGCGCGUGUAUCGACGGGUGUGCAAUAUCGCGAGGCGAAUCGGAGGACGAUUCCUUUUUAGCGUGUCUCGGAGAUCCGCCACGGCGCAAAUUUUAUCGGACGCGCACGAUUUUUACGAUACACGUGUACGUGGCAUGUAACGAGACUCGGCGAGCGACCAGGCCGGUCCUCGAGAGCCUCCCGUCCUCGUUUCAGACGAUCAAUGUGUAAGAUCUUCGUCAUUAAAUGUUCGUGACACGCUCGUGGCAAUAAGGAAAAAAAAAAAAAUAGGACGCUACGCUCGCGAUCGUUUGCGACUAUCUCGCUUCAAUCCUUUCCGGCGUAACCGUCGGCGCGUCGGCGCUACGCGCGAAUCACGGAAGCGUUUGUGAAUUAAUCGUGGACAGGUAUAUAAUUAAUUAAGGACAGUGCCGCGUCAAUUCUAAUAUUCUAAUGCUCAAUCAAAAAGAAAUUGAUUCACAGAAAAUACUAUUAUUUUAUUUUGGCAACUAAUUAAUAAUUAGAAUUGAAAUUGGAAUUAAUUAUUAAUUAUUCGCAGAAAUAAAAUAAACAGCGCCUUCGGCAACCUUACAAUUUUUUUCGGCUAAAUUAAUAUCAUAUCAAGAAUAAUACGUCCAUCGAGGUAAAAAAAGUUUACUGUAAUUACUCUGUAAAUUUCCUGUAAAAACACAACUAAAUAAUGUGAUAAAGCGAAAACGAAAUGGCAGGCUUUUGAAUAGAACGAAGAUAAUCGAAUAGCUGUCGCAUAAUGCGAGAUUAAAUUAAAAAAAUAAAAAAAAAAAAAAAAAA
This is a messenger RNA of Linepithema humile (Argentine ant), 10271 nucleotides long. Lineage: Eukaryota; Metazoa; Arthropoda; Insecta; Hymenoptera; Formicidae. The record is from RefSeq and is a predicted model, not a curated record.